Rhodotorula graminis WP1 is the source of this 908-nucleotide messenger RNA. RefSeq lists its product as uncharacterized. The transcript is spliced from 5 exons. Bases 24 to 785 code for a protein of 253 amino acids. The record is from RefSeq and is a predicted model, not a curated record. Gene Ontology annotation, biological process: cytoplasmic translation. Gene Ontology annotation, cellular component: cytosolic large ribosomal subunit; ribosome. NCBI's taxonomy places the organism in Eukaryota, Fungi, Basidiomycota, Microbotryomycetes, Sporidiobolales, Sporidiobolaceae. Gene Ontology annotation, molecular function: RNA binding; structural constituent of ribosome.
CUCCCGUCGAACGCCAAGUCGAAAUGGGACGUGUCAUCCGCAACCAGCGUAAGAGCGGCGGCAUCUUCCGCGCGCACACGCACCACCGUGUUGCGCCGGCCAAGCUCCGCGCUCUCGACUUUGCCGAGAAGAACGGCUACAUCCGCGGCCUCGUCAAGGAGAUCGUCCACGACUCGGGCCGUGGCGCGCCCCUCGCCCGCGUCGUCUUCCGCGACCCGUACCGCUACAAGAUGCGCACCGAGACCUUCAUCGCCACCGAGGGCCUCUCGACCGGCGCCUUUGUCUUCUGCGGCAAGAAGGCGACCCUCGCCGUCGGCAACGUCCUCCCGCUCGCCCAGCUCCCCGAGGGUACCAUCGUCUGCAACGUCGAGGAGCAGGCCGGUGACCGCGGCGCGCUCGCCCGCACCUCGGGCAACUACGCGACCGUCAUCGGCCACGACGCCGACCAGGGCCGCACCCGCAUCCGCCUCCCGUCGGGCGCCAAGAAGUCGGUCUCGAGCCUCGCUCGCGCCACGAUUGGCAUCGUCGCCGGCGGUGGUCGCAUCGACAAGCCCAUGCUCAAGGCUGGUCGUGCCUUCCACGCCGCCAAGGCCAAGAAGAACAACUUCCCCAAGACCCGCGGUGUUGCCAUGAACCCGGUCGACCACCCGCACGGUGGUGGUAACCACCAGCACAUCGGUAAGGCGUCGACGAUCUCGCGCCAGGCCGUGUCCGGACAGAAGGCCGGUCUCAUUGCUGCCCGCCGCACUGGUCUCCUCCGCGGUUCGGUCAAGACCAAGGAGUAGACGACGCGCUCGACGAGAGAGUGUGGGACGCUCAGGGUGGGUGCCGUCGGGCGAGCUGCGGGGGCAAGGACGUCGUUUUGUGCUUGCGGUUCGCGCGGUUGCACUGCCAGGGCAAGUGUACGA